Messenger RNA from Hyla sarda, 4172 nucleotides. RefSeq names its product kelch like family member 18 (gene KLHL18). NCBI's taxonomy places the organism in Eukaryota, Metazoa, Chordata, Amphibia, Anura, Hylidae. The record is from RefSeq and is a predicted model, not a curated record. Gene Ontology annotation, molecular function: protein binding. The coding region runs from base 82 to 1818 and encodes 578 amino acids. The transcript has 10 exons.
GGGCGGGGAGAUAGCGGGCGGGCGGAGCCUCGGCGGGUCACAGGGUGAUCAGUGUCAGAUCGUUUCCCGCCGGGUCACAAGAUGGUGGACGAGUUAGAGGAGCUGGAAGAUCUGGUGCAUGUCACUGUGGGCGACCUCCCCAACCGGGGCUACGGGGUGAUGGAGGAGAUCCGGCGGCAGGGGAAGCUGUGUGACGUCACGCUGAAGGUCGGGGAACAUAAAUUCAGUGCGCACCGGAUCGUGCUGGCCGCCUCCAUCCCCUACUUCCACGCCAUGUUCACCAACGACAUGAUGGAGUGUAAGCAGGACGAGAUCGUCAUGCAGGGAAUGGACCCCUGCGCCCUGGAGGCUUUGAUUAACUUUGCCUAUAAUGGGCACCUGGCCAUCGACCAGCAGAACGUGCAGUCCCUCCUGAUGGGCGCCAGUUUCCUGCAACUGCAGAACAUCAAGGACGCCUGCUGCUCUUUCCUGAAGGAACGGUUACACCCCAAGAACUGCCUGGGGGUGCGACAGUUUGCGGAGACGAUGAUGUGCGCCGUGCUGUACGACUCCGCUAACCGCUUCAUCCAUGAGCACUUUGUGGAGGUCUCCAUGUCGGAGGAAUUCCUGGCGUUGGCCUUCGAUGAGGUCCUGGAGCUGGUCUCCAGAGAUGAGCUAAACGUGAAGGCCGAGGAGCAGGUGUUUGAGGCGGCCUUGGCCUGGGUGCGCUAUGACCGGGAGCAGCGGGAGCUCUUCCUUCCGGAGCUGCUGACUAAGAUCCGGCUGCCCCUGUGCCGUCCGCAGUUCCUGACGGAUCGGGUGCAGCAGGAUGACUUGGUGCGCUGCUGCCAUAAGUGCCGGGACCUGGUGGACGAAGCGAAGGAUUACCACCUGAUGCCAGAACGUAGGCCACACCUCCUGGCCUUCAAGACCCGCCCCCGCUGCUGCACCUCCAUAGCCGGCCUCAUCUACGCGGUGGGAGGACUGAACUCUGCAGCGAAUUUCUACGCAGGUGACUCUCUGAAUGUGGUUGAAGUCUUCGACCCAAUCGCCAACCGCUGGGAGAAGUGUCAGCCAAUGACGACGGCUCGCAGCAGGGUGGGAGUCGCCGUGGUUAAUGGACUCCUGUAUGCCAUUGGUGGCUAUGACGGCCAAUCGCGUCUGAGCACUGUGGAAGUCUACAACCCCGACACAGACUCAUGGACCAAAGUAGGAAGUAUGAACAGCAAGAGAAGUGCGAUGGGAACAGUGGUGCUUGAUGGACAGAUCUACGUCUGCGGGGGCUACGAUGGCAACUGCUCGCUGAACUCGGUGGAGACGUAUUCUCCGGAAACAGACAAGUGGACGGUGGUGACCCCCAUGAGUUCUAAUCGCAGUGCAGCCGGUGUGACUGUGUUCGAAGGCCGGAUUUAUGUGUCGGGUGGACACGAUGGGUUACAGAUCUUCAACACUAUGGAGUAUUACAAUCACCACACGGCUACAUGGCAUCCUGUGGCAAGUAUGCUGAACAAACGCUGCCGUCAUGGAGCGGCUUCUCUGGGCAGCAAGAUGUUCAUCUGCGGCGGUUACGAUGGUUCUGCCUUCCUGAGCGUGGCAGAGGUUUACAACUCCAUGGCAGACCAAUGGUACCUCAUCACUCCAAUGAACACUCGGCGCAGUCGCGUCUCUCUUGUAGCCAACUGCGGGCGUCUUUAUGCAGUUGGCGGCUAUGACGGCCAGUCUAACUUGAACUCUGUUGAAAUGUACGACCCGGAGACCAACCGCUGGACGUUCAUGGCCCCCAUGGUUUGCCACGAAGGGGGCGUGGGAGUGGGCUGUAUACCGCUCCUCACCAUAUAGCAGUACGCGGGCCACCUCAAGAACAUAUUCUUCUAUGGGAUACAGGCUCUGCGUCUGAUCUUUUUUUAAUUAAUGUGAACGCCAGGACCUUGAGAUGUGAGGUGCGCCCGGUGCUCGUGUCUCCUCCAGUGUGUGAUAUAUGCCUGUGUUGUCUACGUAAUCAGAAUGUAUGUAUCAACUAUAAUCUCCGCCACAAGAGGGACCGCCAUGGGGCCAACCACAACCCCAAACCUCCUCCAAGUAUUGGAUCUCAUAAGAUGUGUAAACGUGUUCUAGCUUCUGCACCAAAGUGAUCCGUGUGUUGUGCACCGCGCUGUGCGCUGUAGUCUGACUGUCCGGGAGCUCGCAAUUCAGUUACAAUCUGUCACUUUCUUAAUUCUCUUUCCAUACAGGUCGACCAAUUAUUGUAAAGACUAUAGUGCCAUAGAGUUACCUGGACUUCCCUUUGGUCUACAUUCCUCUUUUGCCGCCAUCUUUUUUGUGGGUCGGUGCUGCCUAUUAUGACCAGUCUGGUCUGGAGAUGACUGAUCUGGUUACAGUACAGAUAGAAGUAAGGAUAUGUAAGCUUUAAGCAACUCUUUGCUCGCUCCCUGAGUCAUUUAAUGCAGUCACAGCCCAGGCUCCAGUUAUAUCUUGUCAGUACUGACGGUGCCACUAAUAGCUUUAUGACAUACACAUUUCACAAUGCACUAUAAUGACGCAUGAUCUGGCAGGACAUUGAAUAGAAGGCAAUAGAGAGUAACAGAAAGGAAGUACCAUGCAGAGUGGACUGGUGCAAUGAUUAGAAUACUGUAACACAGUGUACUCUGCAGAAGGCUUUAUACCAAUAGGAGGCAGUAGAGAGCCUGAGAGUUAUCAGGAAUACAGAAUCAUCCACACUGGACUUGUGCAUUGAUCAGAAUAGAAUCUAUUUAGAUAAUUUGUUGGUGAUCUGCAGCCAUUAGAUCCAGUAGACAAUCUAUAGCCAACCCUUUUAGCUGAUACGACCUCUAAUGGCUUUAUAAUGUACACAUUUCCCAUGUUGCACUGUGAUGAAGCUCUGGGCAGACAUUGUACCAAUAGGAGGCAUUAGAGAGUAACAGAAAGGAAGUACCUUGCAGGCUGGACUUGUGCAAUGAUCAGAAUACACUGUAAACUUUAAACCAACAGGAGGCAGUAGAGAGGCUGAGUGUUAAUAAUAAGGUAGCGCCAUGCAGAAUGAACUUGUGCAAAAGGCAUAAUACAUUGUAACAAAGUGUGCUUGGUGGAAGGCUUUAUACCAAUAGGAGGCAGUAGAGAGCCUGAGAGUUUACAGGGAGGCAGCACUAUGCAGACUGGACUUGUGCAAUGAUCAAAAAAGAAUUUAUAUAGAGAAUUUGCUGGUGAUCUGCAGCCCCCCAGACCCUGUAGACCAGUCUUCUCCAAACUGUGGCCCUCCAGAGGUUGCAAAACUACAACUCCCAGCAUGCCCGUUGGCUGUCCGGGCAUGCUGGGAGUUGUAGUUUUACAGCAUCUGGAGAGCCGUGGUUUGGAGACCACUGCUGUAGACAAUCUAUAGCUGACCCUUUUGGAUUUUUAAAGGGGUACUCCACUGGAAAAUAUUUUCUUUUAAAUGACUUCUAUUACAAAAAAUCUUAACCCUUCCAGUACUUAUCAGCUGCCGUAUGCUCCACAGGAAGUUCUUUUCUUUUUAGAAUUUCCUUUGUGCCUGACGACAGUGCCUGACAUUUUAGGAACUGUCCAGAGCAGGAUAGGUUUUCUAUAGGGAUUUGCUUCUACUCUGGACAGUUCCUAAAAUGGACAGAGGUACUGUGGUCAGGCAGAAGGGAAAUUCAAAAAAAGAAAAGAACUUCCUGUGGCUCAUAACAUUGGCUGAUAAGUACUGGAAAAAAAAAAAAAAAUAAUGUUUUCCAGUGGAGUACCCCUUUAAGGACCAUUCACAAUAAGGAGGGUUAUACACUUUCCUCCAGGGACCAAGAGGCUGCAAUAAAUCUUCUGGGACCGCAGGGGCUACACAAUCGUCUCUAAAGUUUGUUGCAGUUCAUUUUUUCUGCCAUAAUUUCACCACCAGGGGGCGAUGUACAUGAACAGGUAUAAAGGAGUCAGUGCAUCCGGGGUUCACGUAAGAUGUUCAGUGCACCCCUUUUACUCUUGGCACCUUUAAAGGGGUACUCCACUCGCCCAGCAUCCGGAACAUUUUGUUCCAAACGCUGGGUGCGGGCUGCGGGGGUCGUGACGUCACAGCCACACCCCUUGUGAUGUUACACCCCCUCAAUGCAAGUCUAUGGGAGCGGGCGAGGCCGCUGCCAUGCCCCCUCCCAUAAACUUGCAUUGUGGGGGUGUGGUCGUGACAUCACGAACCCCGCAGCCUGCAC